This is a messenger RNA of Histoplasma mississippiense, 816 nucleotides long. RefSeq lists its product with no specific name. The transcript has a single exon. Gene Ontology annotation, molecular function: protein binding. Lineage: Eukaryota; Fungi; Ascomycota; Eurotiomycetes; Onygenales; Ajellomycetaceae. The record is from RefSeq and is a predicted model, not a curated record. Bases 1 to 816 code for a protein of 271 amino acids.
AUGAAGGCAAAUAUCACCAGACUACCCGUUGAACUGAAACGGCAGAUUGCGGGCCAUCUGAACAUGAAAGACAUCGCACAUCUAGCCUGUAGCUGCAAAUCCUUCCUCUCGAUUGAGCUAUGUCUUUAUGAGACCGUCAACUUGGACGCCUCCAAGAAGGCAUAUUUCCAUGUGUUAAAAUUGUCGGCAAUGAUCAAUAAAGAUUCAACCCUGGCUGGACAUAUCAAAACGCUCGAGAUCGGUGAUCUGAGAAAAGAUGAUACCAGACAGGUGGAUGAAUUGGAUGAAUUGGUGAAAGCGGCGGGAUGGGAGAUCAGGCCAUCAGCGGAUGAAAGUGUCGCACGCUUGCUAUCUCAAUUGAGCAGCCUUAAGUCAUUUUGCCUUAACCGCCUUCAUGGUGUGGUGCAUCUAACCACCUUUAACUUUGCCACACUGCCAACCCUGACCAGACUCAAAGUGCCGGCGGAAUCCCUAGUAUCGCGUCCAUCACCCCUAAUCGAUCAUCUGCCCCCCACAUUGGAAUGUCUUUACGUGAAAGAGGCGAAUGAUGAAGUGUACGAAGACACCUUGCCUCAAUUGCUGAUAGACUAUAUCAACGCAGCUUCAGCAAAGUUAAAGCUGGUCUCCAUCCAAUCAUACGCCGAAUAUUGGAAAGACAGUGCCGCCUCGUUGGACAACACAUGUAAAAAUUGUGAAGUGAAACUAGAACUUCAAUACCGAAUAGGAAUGCGUGAAGCCUGGGGUUUCGGUUAUAUGGCGAUUCUGAGAACUCAUGGAAUAGAGGGUCGUUGGCAAUGCAUGCCGCUCAAUCGUUGA